Adineta ricciae is the source of this 300-nucleotide messenger RNA. NCBI's taxonomy places the organism in Eukaryota, Metazoa, Rotifera, Eurotatoria, Adinetida, Adinetidae. The record is from the annotation of a GenBank genome assembly.
AUGGCUCUUCACCAAAAAGUCCAGGAGUUCGAAGAGACGAUUCUUCUGUCCGCCGCCGAUCCCGCCGAUAUAAGCCCAGGUCGAUCAUUCCGGCGACUGGAUCCGUUUAAAUCUGAGUCGAUUUCGGUACAGCUCUUCUCGACUCCAGCACAGUUUUCACCGAUUCCAGCAACUCGAAGUUUGCAGGAAACAGUCGGGAAAUGGCUGGAACCUACGUUUGAACUUCCGGCCGGAACCGACCGUGCCAUAAUAACCUGGGAGUCUACAAAGAAAAAAGAAGAAGCUGCUCGAAGAAAUUAG